AUACCUACCUACUUACCCCCCGUACGUCUCUCCGUACGAACGGCCCGAUCCGAUUGUACGAUUCGCAACGUAAACAGCACUAAACCUGUAGUUGAAAAGAGAAAAAGAAAAAUCGCUUCAUCUCCUUUCGGGUUCCUGUGUCUAGCGUCGCAUCCCGGAAACCUCGGAUUGCACUCAACUCGCAACCUCAAACUCCCCCCGCGUCUGUAAUAUCUGCUUCGUCGCCACGCGUGGUCGGAGUUAUUAAAGCAAAGCCACUACAUCUUCUCCAUCGUCGAACCCCCCCCUUGGGUCGCCAGCUGAGAGUAGCAAACAACGCUUCAACCACCACUCGACCCCCUCGACCAUUACCUCGACACGCGCAAACAAACAACCCUUGGCGGCGGAAUCGUCGGUGACACAAGACGCACGCAGCCAUGGCCGCAGAAAAGCGAGGCUUCCCGACGGUGGAAGAGACCAUGAAGCACCCUUCCUAUCCCUCCGUGAUAUGGAACCUCGAGCCCGACCGCAAGGGAAAGCUCCCCGUCGCCCACGGUCGCGGCGGGCCCUUCAACAUUGCCUGGGAGAUUCAUGGCCACGGCCCGGUAAAAAUCAUUUUCGUCAUGGGUCUCGCCGGCCUCAAGACCUCGUGGCAGCGCCAGACAAAGUACUUUGGCCACGACCACGCCUCCCGCUACUCCGUCCUCAUCUACGACAACCGCGGCAUCGGCGAGUCCGACGUGCCCUACUGCCGGUAUACCACGUCCGCCAUGGCCCGCGACGCGCUCGAGGUCCUCGCCCACGUCGGCUGGGACGCGGCCCCGCGCGGCGUCCACCUCGUCGGCAUCUCCAUGGGCGGCAUGAUCUCCCAGGAGAUCGCCUUCGCCGCGCCGGCCCUCUUCGCCUCCAUCACCCUGCUCUGCACGGCGCCCUGGGUCGAGAACACCAAGCCGCUGCUCGAGAACCUGCGCGACCGCGCCUCCAUGCUCAUCCCCAAGGGCGUCGAGCGCAGCAUCGCCUACACCGCCCUCAGGCUCUUCCCCGCCGACUGGCUCGCCAUGCCCGACGAGGCCGCCGAGCUGCCCGGCGACGCCACCCCGCGCUGCGGCCCCGCCGACGGCGGCCGCGGCUACGGCCGCUUCGACAGCAACUUCCAGCGCUUCCAGGCCCAGGAGAUCGUCAAGCACUACACCCCCGGCCUCUACUCCAUCCGCGGCUUCCUGCAGCAGCUCGCCGCCGCCGGCUGGCACCACAAGUCGCCCGCCCAGCUGCGCCAGCUCGCCGACGCCGUCGGCCGCGACCGCAUCGCCGUCAUCCACGGCACCCGCGACCUCAUGAUCGACGUCCACCACGGCAGGCUGCUGGCGAAGCACCUCGAGCCCGCCGUCGUCGAGAUCGUCGAGGGCAUGGGCCACGCGCCCCUCAUGGACAGGGCGCCGUGGUUCCACAGGUGGCUAGAGGACCGAAUCGCCGUGGUGGAAAAGCUGGAGCCAGUAGCGUAACGGAAGCCAGGUUUUUUUCUUUUCUUUUUCUUUUUUUCGGCUUGGUUGGGGCAUAAGAAGCCGGGAAGGGCAAAGGGGGGAGGGCAAGGAUGCCAUUUGGGCACGACAACGUUCCUCCCCCCUCGAUAGGCAGUUUUUUGUACGUCGUGAUGAUUUUGAUUUAUUCAGUGAUACCUCUCACCAUUCAUUCCCCUCCCUCGACGCCGGUAAUGCUUUCGGCAUUCAUGGUGCGCUUCCUCCCUUGGCCCUGCUGCUCUUUCGGAGCUAUUUUUUGCUACUGGUCCUCCUCCCCCCUCUCCCCCCUCCCCUCGUCGUCCGUCUCGGGGGCGCCUUACAACAUUACCAAGCCAAUACCGCUCAGAUUCUC
This is a messenger RNA of Colletotrichum navitas, 1848 nucleotides long. RefSeq names its product glycylpeptide N-tetradecanoyltransferase. The record is from RefSeq and is a predicted model, not a curated record. The coding region runs from base 417 to 1481 and encodes 354 amino acids. The transcript is spliced from 3 exons. NCBI's taxonomy places the organism in Eukaryota, Fungi, Ascomycota, Sordariomycetes, Glomerellales, Glomerellaceae.